Messenger RNA from Aspergillus steynii IBT 23096, 1349 nucleotides. Its product is annotated as SIP1 domain-containing protein. Gene Ontology annotation, cellular component: SMN complex; nucleus. The record is from RefSeq and is a predicted model, not a curated record. The transcript is spliced from 2 exons. Lineage: Eukaryota; Fungi; Ascomycota; Eurotiomycetes; Eurotiales; Aspergillaceae. Gene Ontology annotation, biological process: spliceosomal snRNP assembly. The annotation marks the transcript as partial.
CCAUGUCCAGCAUGCCCGACAAGCGAAAACCGACCGGUUCGGUAUCUGGCUCGUCGCCGUAUGCAAAGCGUUCCCGCUCCUCUUAUGCCGACGAGGGCGAGGGCGACAUGCCACCCGCCGUGACUCCGUACGAGCGCCCGCGCAACCACCCAGUAUACGGGCAGAAGAGCGCUUUUCCAGGCCUCGAUACCGCCGGAGAUGAUGAACUAUUCUACGGUCCCGCAGAAGAUGGCAUGGAGUAUCUUCGCAUGGUUCGAUCCGAAGCCAACUCCUUGCCUUUUCUCUUUACCGCCCCUCAGGCUGAAGAAUCGACGGUCGAACCAACGGUAACGAACGACGAAACCGAAGAACCUAAGGAGAACGCGGAAGUAGUGGAGAAAAAAGAAACUGUCGUCGAAGGUGUUUACGCUGAUGGCGUCUAUGCCGCAUCCGCAGCGAUCACGACGGGCGCGACAGGUCGCUCAGAUAUUGCCCAGACGACCUACUCGGAUGCGCAGGCCACCUAUUACAACCUCCUUCACCAUCGGUUCCUACUCCUUCGGUCAAUAUUAAAAUGCUCGCCCCCGUCGACCGCCAUCGCCGCGUUGGAUGAUUCUCACCCUAUCAGUCUGCCGCGACACUCGAAGACCGCGUGCAAGGAAUGGCGACGACUGCUGCUUGCAGUAGACCCGCAGACGGUGCAAUUGGCGUGCAUGGAUAUGGACAGUGUCCUAGGGGUGCUGGGGAUCAUGGCGCGUCUGAUGUCGGAAAACGUACGAAGCGGCGAUGCGGAGCGCAUCCGGCGGAUCGGGGCAUGGGCCUGGGGUUUGCUGAGCAAAUGUCGAGAUGUCGGACAGCUGGGGACCGAGGAAGUGGGCGAGAUUCGCGAACUGGGAAAGCGCGCCGUGAAGAUUUUGCGGAAGAUGAAGGAGGAGGACGAGAAGAACAAUCAAUCCCUUGCUGAGGGUGGAGACGCAUCCGACAAAGAGUCCGACGAGGAUGAGCAAGCGGACGAUCAAGGUCACGCAGAAGGACCUGAGAACCAGCCCAACGCUGCUAGCGAUCCUGCGGAGGCUCCUGAUCAAGACAUGCUCGAUGCGGAGAAAGAGCCAUCUACGGACAAACUAGAACAGGCGAAAGCCCGGCUUCAAGCGAAGAUUCAAAGCGACGAGAACGAACCGCAGACGAAUGAACCCGAGGCCCCAGAACCAGAACCAAGCGCCGAAGAUCUUGCCGUCGAAGCAUCCAUGCAGACUCGCGCCAUGCUGGACAUGAUCAUCACCGUGAUAGGCGAAUACUACGGACAGCGAGAUCUGCUGGAGGCACGGGAGCUAUGGACGGGGCCACCGGAGGAAGAUUUGGUUGCAUAG